ACACGUGGACCCAAGAUGGCGGCGGCGAUGGAGUGGCUACCGAGAUCCCUGCUGCUUCUCGCUCUUCUGUGUGAAACGAGAGCCUUCUACGUCCCUGGGGUUGCUCCAAUCAACUUCCACCAGAAUGACCCUGUGGAAAUCAAGGCUGUGAAGCUCACCAGCUCUCGCACCCAGCUACCUUAUGAAUACUACUCACUGCCCUUCUGUCGGCCCCGCAAGAUCACCUACAAGGCGGAGAAUCUGGGAGAGGUGCUGAGAGGGGACCGGAUUGUCAACACCCCUUUCCAGGUUCUCAUGAAUAGUGAGAAGAAGUGUGAGGUUCUGUGCAGCCCGGCCAACAAACCCAUGACGCUGACCGUGGAGCAGAGCCGGCUGGUGGCUGAGCGGAUCACAGAGGACUACUAUGUCCACCUCAUUGCCGACAACCUGCCUGUGGCCACCCGCCUGGAGCUCUACUCCAGCCGUGACAGCGAGGACAAGAAGAAGGAGAAGGACGUGCAAUUUGAGCAUGGCUACCGGCUGGGCUUCACGGACGUCAACAAGAUCUAUCUGCACAAUCACCUCUCGUUCAUCCUUUACUACCACCGGGAGGACGUGGAGGAGGACCAGGAGCACAUGUACCGCGUCGUCCGCUUCGAGGUGAUUCCCCAGAGCAUCAGGCUGGAGGACCUCAAAACAGAUGACAAGAGCUCAUGCACCCUCCCCGAGGGGACCAACUCCUCACCCCAAGAAAUUGACCCCAGCAAGGAGAAUCGGCUCUUCUUCACCUACUCUGUACACUGGGAGGAAAGCGACAUCAAGUGGGCCUCUCGAUGGGACACUUACCUGACCAUGAGUGACGUGCAGAUCCACUGGUUUUCCAUCAUCAACUCCGUGGUGGUGGUCUUCUUCCUGUCGGGCAUCCUGAGCAUGAUCAUCAUCCGGACCCUCCGCAAGGACAUUGCCAACUACAACAAGGAGGAUGACAUUGAGGACACGAUGGAGGAGUCGGGGUGGAAGCUGGUGCACGGCGACGUCUUCCGGCCCCCGCAGUAUCCCAUGAUCCUCAGCUCCCUGCUGGGCUCGGGCAUACAGCUCUUCUGUAUGAUCCUCAUCGUCAUCUUUGUGGCCAUGCUGGGCAUGCUGUCACCCUCCAGCCGGGGAGCUCUCAUGACCACCGCCUGCUUCCUCUUCAUGUUCAUGGGGGUGUUCGGUGGCUUCUCCGCUGGCCGUCUGUACCGUACGCUGAAAGGCCACCGGUGGAAGAAGGGCGCUUUCUGCACAGCAACGUUGUAUCCUGGGGUUGUGUUCGGCAUCUGCUUCGUGCUGAACUGCUUCAUCUGGGGAAAGCACUCGUCGGGAGCGGUGCCCUUCCCGACCAUGGUGGCUCUGCUCUGCAUGUGGUUUGGGAUCUCCCUGCCCCUCGUCUACCUGGGCUACUAUUUCGGCUUCCGCAAGCAGCCAUAUGACAACCCCGUGCGCACCAACCAGAUCCCCCGGCAGAUCCCCGAGCAGCGGUGGUACAUGAACCGGUUUGUGGGCAUCCUCAUGGCCGGGAUCCUGCCCUUCGGAGCCAUGUUCAUCGAGCUCUUCUUCAUCUUCAGUGCCAUCUGGGAGAACCAGUUCUAUUACCUCUUUGGCUUCCUGUUCCUCGUCUUCAUCAUCCUGGUGGUGUCCUGCUCCCAGAUCAGCAUCGUCAUGGUCUACUUCCAGCUGUGUGCAGAGGAUUACCGCUGGUGGUGGAGGAACUUCCUGGUCUCUGGGGGAUCUGCGUUCUACGUCCUGGUCUACGCCAUCUUUUAUUUCGUUAAUAAGCUGGACAUCGUCGAGUUCAUCCCCUCCCUCCUCUACUUUGGCUACACGGCUCUCAUGGUCCUGUCUUUCUGGCUGCUCACGGGCACCAUCGGCUUCUACGCUGCCUACAUGUUUGUGCGCAAGAUCUACGCCGCCGUGAAGAUCGACUGACUAACCAGGGUGGACCAUGGCCAGGCCCACUCUGUCCUCGGACAGGAAAGCCACCCUGCGUGGGGACCCGCAGGCACACAAAAUAAAAGUAACUCCUGCUCAUUUGGAAUGUGACUCCUGGCACGGUGUUCCUGGAUCUGGGGCUGCGCGGGGAGGGGCGACCUGUAGAUAAUCCUGCAUUUUCCUUCAUCAUCAUAUUCCAGUUCUAUGGGGGAUGACUUUUUUGGUGGGUUCCCCCCACACCUUUUUUUUUUCUUCCAUGCUAAAAAAGUUCCUUCCAGCAGGAACUCUUGAACCUGUUUAUUCAGGUUUGUUUUGGGUUUGAGCUUUUGGGGUUUUUUUUCCCCCCUAAGUGUUUUAUUUUGGACAAGUGGAUCCAGGAUGGAUAAAUUCACCGUGAUGCUGGGUUUUGGUCACUGGCUCCACCUCAGUUCCUCAGAGCUGCUGGCCACCCCAUGAUGACCUGGAAGAGGAGGUGCCGGGAGGCCCUCCUGGGGCCGUGCCCCUGCCGGCGGGCCUUCACCACUGAGUCCAGGAUAGAGCACAGCGCGCGGCCCAGACCUGUGUGCUUAGUGCCAACCAGCCUCCGCCACCUGUGCCCGAGAGGGCUUCAGCCAAAAGAGCAAGCUCGAACCACCCUGGCACAGAGCAUCAGGAGGGUGCUGUACCCAGCCAGGAGGAAGAGAAGAGACUUGCGGUAGCCUGGCCCCCAGCACUGCACCAAGGAACCUGGAACCAGGGCCGAGUCUGUCUGCGGAGGGGGACUGCAGCCGCCCCGUCGGGAUUGCACCGAUCUGCAGGAGGCUGCUCCUCUCCCCAGCAUGUGCUGGAAACAGGCCCCUCCUUUUGUGGGCAGGGAGGGCCUUCUCUGUGUGGGGUCCCGGGCCUCCCUCCAUGUCCACACUCUCACACACACACACACACACACACACACACACACAGCCGCCUCUCCAGGACUCCCAGAAAAGAAAGCACUGUGAGGAGAAAGGGGAGGUAAGUGCUGCGGGGCCUGCCCGAGGCCCUAGGGCUGGUCAGGGGCCCAGGCUCUGGGCAGUUAGGACAGGGCUGCUCCACCCCACCCUGUCCCACCCCCACGUCAAAACCGUUCGUGGUCCAAGACCAAACCCACUCUGGGUGAGCGGGUAAGUGGGACUCCCAUCACGAGACACAGCUCCCGCUGCAGGGGGGCUAGCUACACCCCCAGUCUCCCAGCAGCCCUCACCAGCUCCAUCAGUCCAGCCAGUGAGCUGCUCACUGGUCUCUUGGUGACCGGCAGUGCCAAGCAGUGUCCACCAAGAUCCCAUCAAAGAGAGGGAACCCAAGCAUAAAGAAUGAUUUUGAAGUCAUUCAUUCAACCUUGAAUUCCCCGCCCCCCCCCCAAGAGGUUGGUUUGUUUUUUUUGUGGGGGAGGGAGUGGGAGUGGGGCAAUGACUCCUCUGAGGGAUCAGUCAGUAUCGAUUUCUCUCUUUUUUAAUCCUCAUCACUAUUGUUUUUAAUUACACAAUGCCUGUAUGCCUUUUUUCGGUCCAAAUUGUAAAUAAAUGUGUCAUCACCCUGUG
This is a messenger RNA of Echinops telfairi (small Madagascar hedgehog), 3503 nucleotides long. It is a transcript of the gene TM9SF4, whose product is annotated as transmembrane 9 superfamily member 4. NCBI's taxonomy places the organism in Eukaryota, Metazoa, Chordata, Mammalia, Afrosoricida, Tenrecidae. The record is from RefSeq and is a predicted model, not a curated record. Gene Ontology annotation, cellular component: membrane. The coding region runs from base 16 to 1944 and encodes 642 amino acids. The transcript is spliced from 18 exons. Gene Ontology annotation, biological process: protein localization to membrane.